CGACUCGAAGAUAACACUGAGUAACGUUCAGUGUAUCACUAACGAUAGAACAACAACGCACGUUUUACAGAAACUCAAGUGAGCCAAAUUUUUGCGAAGUUGAUACUCCAUAGAUACUCCUUGAAACUAUUGAACAAAUUCCUCCAACGUGUUCAUACCAGCUAUAGAUAAAUGGCAAGACCCAAGAAAAUCAGUGACUCUGGCAUCUCCAACCAUAACGAUGGAUUGAUGAGCCUAUUUUUGGAAUGGGUCUGGUUCUCAAUCCUGUUCCUGCCCUACGUUUUACAAGCAUUAUACCUGAAGCUGGUCCCACCCAAGCCAAAAUCUCUCCACGGCAAGGUUGUUUUGGUGACUGGAGCAGGUCGAGGGCUAGGGAGGGAGCUGGCUCUGGGGUUUGCAAGACUCGGGUGUAAAGUGGCCUGUGUGGACAUCGACAAAGAUACUGCCCUGGACACUGCUGCAGAAAUAGUCAAGGACGGUAAGAUAGCCAAGGCGUACUUCACAAACGUAGCGAAACUGGAUGAGAUCAGGAAACUGAAGAUGGCGGUUACGAAAGAUCUCGGACCUGUAGACAUCCUGGUGAACAACGCGUCUCUUCUCUACGCCAGGCGGCUGGAGGACAUCCCUGAAGAGGCUAUCAGGGCCAUCGUGGAUGUUAACCUUCUCAGUUACGUCUGGAUGGUGCGGGAGUUCGUGGGGUCAAUGAAGGAACGAAAUGCAGGACAUAUUGUUACCAUCUCAUCGAUGAGUGCCCAUUGCCCUGUGGCCCCAAUCUCAAUGUAUGUUGCUUGCAAAUGGGCUAUCACAGGUUUUAUGGAAUCUAUCCGUAUGGAGAUGUGGAACGAAGGACAUGAAAACAUAAACUUCACCAUCAUCUUUCCUACGUAUAUGGACAACAUAAAAGGAUACCUCAGUGACAGACAAAAAAUACACGUCCUCUCUGUUGAAUCUGUCGCAGCACAAGUAAUAAACGCUGUCAGAAGAAAUAUAGUAUCUACUACAAUCCCAGAGCCCAUGUACUAUACUUUAAUUUUACUCAAGUUGUUCCCAAUAAAAAUCAGCGACUGGUUCAUCUCAAUUGUGAAUGGGGAAGCGGCAGUUGCGACACAGAAGGAGUUGGACAUACUUGAACCCGUUAUCAGAGAUACUAUCAAAUCGUAACGUCAUUGCAUCGGCUAUUUGGGUCUUUUGCGUUACACGACCUCAUUUCUUUAAACGUUUUCUACGUUUACUUAGAGUAUUUAACUUACCUUAAAUAGUGAUUUGAUGUAGUGGACAAAUAUUCUGCAAUAUAUUCUACACAAAAGCACUAUAUUUCAAUAAAACACACGCACAACAUAACUUAACCUAAUGAACUUAACAAAUGAAUUUCUUAAACUGUUGGUGACCAAAAGCCAACAAUGUCUUUUGUUAUUUGUUCCAAUGCAUCGAUCUCUUUAUAUUGUUGCCGCCAAAGAAAUUCACAUAAAUUUCCCUUACAAAACGUAAGAAAGACAUAUUCCACCGUUCUCAACCACUGUACAAUACACUGCGACUUCAUAGGUAGACAGGGACCAGCGCCAAUACCAGAUAAAACCGGAUUUUGCGAUAAGAUAAGGAACAAUGAUUACUGGUCGUCGCUCACUGAUUACUGCUUACCUGCUUUCAUGUAUUGAUGUAAUACAGGUCUAAAAAUGUGUUCAUAGCAUUAAUGCAUCAGAGAAACACUCUUAUUUAAACUUAGGGAACGUUUUAAGAAAUGAGGUCGUGUAACGCAAAAAACCCGGAUUUUUUACUUUUUAUACUAACCUCCGUGUGAUAAAUAUAAAACUUAUACAAGA
Molecule: messenger RNA, 1820 nt
Organism: Homalodisca vitripennis (glassy-winged sharpshooter)
Lineage: Eukaryota; Metazoa; Arthropoda; Insecta; Hemiptera; Cicadellidae
Product: 17-beta-hydroxysteroid dehydrogenase 13-like
Exons: 9
Coding region: 172-1161 (329 amino acids)
Cellular component (GO): lipid droplet
Molecular function (GO): oxidoreductase activity, acting on the CH-OH group of donors, NAD or NADP as acceptor
Source: RefSeq, a predicted model, not a curated record